Cladocopium goreaui is the source of this 1933-nucleotide messenger RNA. The record is from the annotation of a GenBank genome assembly. Lineage: Eukaryota; Dinophyceae; Suessiales; Symbiodiniaceae.
UCUAUUUACUCACGCUCAUCAAGGCUUAGUGAGAUGCAGCCAUACAUUCCCAUGUGGGUGAUGAAGGUCUCCGACUUUCUGCAGAUGACGCUUCCGCUGCCAAAACAUGAAGAUUUGCUGGAGAAAGGACUGCUACAUCAACAGACACCAUCCUGCUAUUGCAUUUUCGUGUCUCACCAGUGGCUGUCCACCGCUCAUCCAGAUCCCGAGGGGAAACAGCUGAAGGUGCUGCAAAAUUGUUUGCAGGGGAUCAUUGAACGUCGGCUGGACGUCAUGAACGAUGCCGCCUCACAGCUUCAUGGUGAGUUCAAGAAAUUGUCUAGCGACCAACAAGCACGAAUCAAGGACGCCUAUUUGUGGCUGGAUUGGAUCAGCAUCCCUCAGAUCGUCGAGGACAGCGAAACCUCGGAGGGCGACGAGAGCCGCGAGAUCUCGGGCCGGCUGCGGCGCCGCUCGCGCGGCCUGCGGAUGUCGCUGAGGAGCUUCCGAUAUCGAAGUCCAGGUGGGCAUAGCUACAAACUCACUGAGCAAGAGGAGUAUAUUCUAUCAAUACCUUCCUUUGUUCAAGCGUGUCAAGUCUUUGUGGCUUUAGUUCCGCCGGUUCCGCACCACGAGACGCACGAAGUAUGCAACUACAGCAGCUGGUUCACCCGCGGGUGGUGCAGAACGGAACUCUGGUGCAAGAUGAUGCUUGGAAAUCAGGACAUGCCAAUGAUAGUGAUCUCAGCCAAUGACAAGGUGGACUUUUCAAGGCCUGUGAAUUGGGUGGACUGGCUCCCCCAUGAAGGAGACUUCUCUUAUGGUCGCGACCGAGCGCUGGUGAUCAGCAUUUUUGAACAAGCUUUGGCUCAUCGGCUACUCUGGCUCCAGAUGGGCGAACACUGGGACUUGUACAGAUACUUCCUGGCCCGAAGCCAGACGUUGACGGGCCAACCCUUGGUGCGUCGCAGCAUGAGCGAAUUCAUCGAGGACUUCGGAUUCAAAUCCUUGGAGCUUGCGAAGAAGCAGAAGGGCACCAUGGGGCCUCUGUUGAGCGCUGCCUUGGCCGGAGACGUUGAGUUGGUGAAGUCCUUGGUGGAGGCGAAGUGUCAGGUGGAUCCGACCCAGUUGGAAGCCAUGACGGAGAUGGGAAUCGUUGGAGGAUUGACGCCCUUGCACGUGGUGGUGAUGCACGGCUGGCGCUGCCCAGGGGUGCUGGAAACACUCUUGCAAGCUCGCGCUGACGCAAACACGGUAGCCAAAGGCAUUCCAGUUCUGGCAUAUUGCCGCAGCGCUACAGAUGUGGAGAUCUUGGUGAAGUACAGAGCAGACGUCAAUAAAGCCACUCCACCCCUGAAGGUGCCUGUUCUGGCAUUGGCCAGUGGAGAAAAUUCCAAGCCAGAGGUGAUCGCCAAGUUGUUGGAAUGUCGAGCGUCUCCCAACGGCCCGGUGGCGGGCGGCAUUGGCACCACCCAUCCUUUGUCGCUGCUGUCCAUCAAUGCCACCAGUAACCCCUACGCGGUGGAAGCGGCCCGGCUACUGGUGAAGGCCACAGCCAAUGUCAAUCAGCAGUGCAAGGCCAGUGGGGUGUUCUAUGCCUUGGAAAUGCUGAACCGCACAUACCUUCACUUUGCGCGUCCCCGGUCCAAUCUGAUGCUCUUCACAGCGGAGUGGAGCACCUCCCCUGGGCUUCGCUUGUUUGUUCGGCAGCGCUGAGCUGGUCAAGUUGCUCUUGGAGCACCGAGGAGACCUUGAGGUGAAAAACUCACGGGGCCAUACGCCCAGACAGCUGGCGAAAUCUCAGGACGUCUUGGAAGUGAUUCAUCGCUUCGAGCAUGUCGAGCACGCGGCCGAUGAUGACGACGAAUGGCAGGUAGAUCUAGAGGCCAAGUUCACGGAUUUGAUGCCAAGCAUUCAGAUCCAGCAACGCGUCGCAAAGGUGCAAAGUUGACCU